CCUGUAUCUCUCUUCCCACCAAACCUUCUGGAGGUGAGCUGAACUAUGCCAUGCUAGGAGCUCUAUCUGGUGCCUUGGACCUUGAGGAGUUCAUUUGACACACCCUUAGCCUCAACCCGAUCACCUUUCACCUCCACCUAGCCCCUCCUCACUUUGCCCAUCAUCCCCUUGCCUCCCAGUCUGAUCCCCUGGUCACGCCAGAGAGGAGCAGAGAGCAGAAGCCCAUCUCACAUCUGAGGAACGUCUGAGGGACACGUGGCACCACACAAAGGCGGAGCAAGCCCCUUUGUGCCUAAAAUCUCAGGAAGAAUGAGCAACCACAUCUAGCAGAUAUUUGCUUGUCUUUCCCAGAGAAAAGCGCGCAAGAGAGAGGGGAAGAUACAUACUCCUGUGAAAUAAAGAGAGGGAGAAGGACAGGGAGAAGCAGAGGAAGAUGCCUUUCGGGGGGUUUGCAGGGCUGAAGGAGCAGAUUCUGAAACCAGGGAAGGAGGAGGUGGAGAAUAUGGUAGGAGACGGCCUGGGGAACCUGCAGAGGAAAAUCGAUGGCACCAAUGCGGACGAGGAGGACCAGAUGGAGCUGACAGAGGACGCGGAACAGGUGACCCCUCGUCACAGUGCCCCUCUGUUUGAUUGCGGGUGCUGCGGCCUGCCCAAGCGCUACAUCAUCGCCAUGCUCAGUGGACUGGGUUUCUGCAUCUCCUUUGGCAUCCGCUGCAACCUGGGGGUGGCCAUCGUGGAGAUGGUCAACAACAACACGGUCUACAUCAAUGGGACACCUGUACUCCAGCCAGCUCAAUUCAACUGGGACCCAGAGACUGUGGGACUGAUCCAUGGCUCCUUCUUCUGGGGUUACAUCGUCACACAGAUCCCUGGAGGCUUCAUCUCCAACAAGCUGGCCGCCAACAGAGUGUUUGGGGCGGCCAUUUUCCUCACGUCCAUACUGAAUAUGUUCAUCCCGUCAGCAGCCAGGAGGCACUACGGCUGUGUCAUGUUAGUCCGCAUCCUACAAGGCUUGGUGGAGGGUGUUACCUACCCAGCAUGCCAUGGGAUGUGGGCCAAAUGGGCUCCUCCCCUAGAGAGAAGUCGUCUGGCCACCACCUCAUUCUGUGGUUCAUAUGCAGGUGCUGUGAUUGCCAUGCCUUUAGCAGGAGUACUGGUUCAGUUUGUUGGAUGGCCCUCAGUCUUCUAUAUCUAUGGUGUUUUUGGGAUCAUAUGGUACAUCUUCUGGCUCCUGCUUGCCUAUGGGAGCCCAGCCGCCCACCCCACUAUAAGCGAUGAGGAGAGGAUCUACAUAGAGACCACCAUUGGCGAGGGGGUCAAAAUAUUGAGCGCCACUGAGAAAUUCAAGACUCCAUGGCGCCGUUUCUUCACCUCCAUGCCUGUCUAUGCCAUCAUCGUGGCUAACUUCUGCCGAAGCUGGACCUUCUAUCUGCUCCUGAUCAGCCAGCCGGCCUAUUUCGAGGAGGUGUUCGGCUUCUCUAUCGGCAAGGUGGGGCUCCUGUCUGCUGUUCCUCACAUGGUGAUGACCAUCGUAGUUCCAAUUGGUGGCCAGCUGGCCGACUUCCUACGCAGUCGUAAAAUCAUGUCAACUACAAACGUCCGGAAAAUCAUGAACUGCGGAGGUUUUGGCAUGGAGGCCACACUGCUGCUGGUGGUGGGUUUCAGUCACACACGUGGUGUUGCCAUCUCCUUCCUGGUGUUGGCUGUGGGCUUCAGUGGCUUUGCCAUCUCAGGGUUCAACGUAAACCACUUGGACAUUGCCCCUCGCUAUGCCAGUAUCCUAAUGGGCAUCUCCAAUGGCGUUGGCACACUGUCUGGAAUGGUGUGCCCCCUUAUCGUUGGAGCACUGACUAAACACAAGACCCGUCUGGAGUGGCAAAAUGUGUUUGUGAUUGCCGCCAUGGUGCACUACACGGGGGUCAUCUUCUAUGCUAUCUUUGCCUCGGGCGACAAGCAGGACUGGGCCGACCCGGAGAGCACCAGCGACGAUAAGAUUGGCAUCAUCAACGAAGACGAGCUGGCCGAAGAGACGGAGCUCAACAACGAGAUUGCCAUGGCACCCAAGAAGAGCUAUGGAACCACAGAGAACCCUUCGGGCUGGAAGAAGAAGAGAGGAGUCACCAUGCAGCAGGAUGAGGAUGAUGGGAACUCCCACCAUGGUAAUGGGAACUACCAGGAGCAGUAUCAGUGAUGUUCCCUAAGUAUCAGGGGCAUUGGCUGUCCUUGCUCUUCACCUUUUUCCUGAAGCGUGCACUUGCACACUUUCUCACAUGGUUUCAACAAUGGUGAAAACUCCCUCUAGCCAAUCCUUUCACCAAUCCUAUGCUUUAAUAUCCAUGUAGCGUGUGCAAAUGCCCACUUCUGGAAAAGGGUAGAGAACCGAGACACAAAAUUAUCUCUAAUGACCCCCUUCCUAUUCGAUAUAUAGUGCACUACUACUACAGGGAAUAGGGUGUCAAUUUAGAAGCACUGCAGGACUUCCCCUUCACGUCAACAUCAAGUGAACGAAGGGUAUAGUGACAUACUUGUUCAAAAAUAAUUUACUCUUGGAAAGGGGGUCAUUUGAGAGGACUUUGCCUUCACAUCAACUUCCAGUAAAGGAAGAAGGGUCAAAUUCACACAGACCGGCAGAACUAUCAGUAAUCAUUCUUCUGAGAAGUUACAAAAGAAGUUUCAGCAGCCAUUGGUCAAUUACCACAAACUUGCUUUCUGUUGUUGUUUGGUCAUUUUAUCCAUUUGACAGUUUUACCUCGUACUGAGACAUCUUUAAAUUAUCGUGUGGUCCCUGAUGAUGAGGUCACGUUUCACUAACCAGGUGUUGCGUCUGAGGCUGAGCAAAGGGUGUAAAAUGAGAGAGAAAUUAGACACAUUUGUCUGGUAGGAACUCACAGAUGAAGGGACAUUACAAUUUGUGUAAUAGCAAAAUAAAAAUAUAUACAGUACCAGUCAAAAGUUUGGACACACCUACUCAUUCCAGGGUUUUUCUUUAUUUUUACUAUUUUCUAUAUUGUAGAAUAAUAGUGAAGACAUCAAAACUAUGAAAUAACACAUAUGGAAUCAUGUAGUAACCAAAAAAGUGUUAAACAAAUCUAAAUACAUUUUAUAUUUGAGAUUCUUCAAAGUAGCCACCCUUUGCCUUGAAGACAGCUUUCCACACUCUUGGCAUUCUCUCAACCAGCUUCAUGAGGUAGUCACCUGGAAUGCAUUUAAAUUACCAGGUGUGCCUUGUUAAAAGUUAAUUUCUAACCUUCUUAAUGCGUUUGAGCCAAUCAGUUGUGUUGUGACAAGGUAGGGGUGGUAUACAGAAGAUAGCCCUUUUUUGGUGAAAGACCAAGUCCAUAUUAUGGAAAGAACAGCUCAAAUAAGCAAAGAGAACGACAGUCCAUCAUUAUUUUAAGCUGCAGAGGAUAAGUUCAUUAGAGUUAACUGCACCUCAGAUUGCAGCCCAAAUAAAUGCUUUGUGAGACGCAGAGUAGGUGAACGGAGGAUCUCCCCAUGUGUGGUUCCCACCAUGCAUAGAUGAAGCAUAGAGGAGGAGCUGUGAUGAUGGGGUGGGUGCUUUGCUGGUGACACUGUCAGGGAUUUAUUUACAUUAUAGGAAAAUAGUACAAAUAAGAAAAACCUUUGAAUGAGUAGGUGUGUCCAAACUUUGACUGGUACUGUAUAUUUUUGCAGCAAUGUAAAUGUAUGCAACUUUGGUAUAGUGCUGCCUUCAAAUGCUCCUUGGAGUCUCAUUUCCCAUUUGUGAAGUUGUAAAUACAACACGAAUGUGUUCAAGUUCUGAAGUCGGAACAAUUAUCCAACCAAUGAGAUUUUAACUAGCUAGAUGAGCUAGCUAACGUUGCUAAUAAUAAAGUAAGCUAGCGUGAUAACGUUGCCGACUAUAACGUCAAACUAGCUAUUAUCCACAACUGCUGACCAACGUUCUUUGCACAGUAUGGGCAGAUGAAACAUACUGGAGUAUGGCUUACCUUUAAUUGAAUGUGAAUAGUUUUGUUUUGUGUCAGCUAUGCAACUAAGGGGACGUGCAUAUCAUGAAUGUGACUGGUUUGCUUUCAGCAUUAUUGAAGUAGACCACAGUGUUAAAAUUAUAGGCAUUUUUUAUUGUUGCUUGUAACAAUUUGCUACUGUUUAGUGACAAUACUCUACCACAGCUCUCAGCCUGCUGUCCAUGCCUUACCAGGCCCUGGUACCAUUGUUUCCCUUUAAUGCACUAACUUCAGCAUUGCUAUGUGUGCUUAUGGAGCUGUAAGCUCUCAGUAGGACAAAUAUACUGUGGAAGGUAAAACUGUGCACACAUUCUCCAAGUGGGUUGAAGUCACAUAUCAUCAUGCAAUCAUCUACUAUUGAUCUAUUUGAUAUUCAUGUUUAUUUACUCAUUUUUUUAAUUGUCUGAAUAAGGGGUUGAUUGACUACUCCUCAAACAUUAAAAAAAUAUGGAAAAAAUGAUGUAUAUAGUGUAUGGGAUCAAAUUAUUAAUGCUAUUUAUAGGACUUAUGGGACAGUGAUUUUUCAGUUUUUACGUACAGUAUAUAAUUAUUUGUCAUUCCAUUGUUUGAUAAAUGCACUUUACUAUUUUCAGAUUGUCCAGCUUUUAACUUGAAUAUUGUCUAUUCUGUAUUGAGAGGUUUGUUUAAAAAAAGAGACACCCUGAACAUGUCUUAACUAUGGAUCACUGAGUAAUGUGAACCGAGUUGUUCUUUAUUCCACCACUGAUCGUCCAUUUCAAAGUUCUUUGUGGUAAAUCCACCAUCAAUUGCAAUUUGUCAAUUGCUUUAACUCAAAAUAAAUCUUACAGUUUGAAACCC
Molecule: messenger RNA, 4808 nt
Organism: Salvelinus fontinalis (brook trout)
Lineage: Eukaryota; Metazoa; Chordata; Actinopteri; Salmoniformes; Salmonidae
Product: vesicular glutamate transporter 3-like
Exons: 12
Coding region: 434-2191 (585 amino acids)
Biological process (GO): regulation of synapse structure or activity; neurotransmitter loading into synaptic vesicle; monoatomic anion transport
Cellular component (GO): synaptic vesicle membrane; excitatory synapse
Molecular function (GO): neurotransmitter transmembrane transporter activity; L-glutamate transmembrane transporter activity
Source: RefSeq, a predicted model, not a curated record